CCUGCAAGGUCCCAUCCCCUGCCUUCUAGCCCUUUUUACCCCUGGGGGGCAGAAACCUUGUAAACUAAGUUCUCACGGUGCCCCAAAUCCAGCUAGCUCCGAAGCCUUGCUUUUCCAUUCCACCCCACCCCCUCCACCCACAUGGCUGAGGUCACCCUCGCCCAGCCUCUUUUGCAACCUUCCCAAGUUCGUGCAUGAGAGAGAGAAGAGGAAAACUCAGAAGGAAGUGGCUGGGUCUCACCAAACUCCCUUUUUUACUCCCAAAGCCUUUUGGCUCUGACCCGGCUGACAGCGUCGUUUUAAGAGGAGCCCCCCCCCGCCCCCCACAACACAGAGAGAACCUCCUCCUGCCUUUGGAAGCUGAAAGGGCCCUGGAAGCUUUUCUUGGUUCCUGUCUGUUCCAGCAGCACCAGAGGCUCCGAAGCCCCUCCAUGAAUCCUCGGAAGAAGGUGGACCUCAAGCUCAUCAUCAUUGGAGCCCUGGGUGUAGGCAAGACCUCCCUCCUCCACCAGUAUGUACAUAAGACAUUUUAUGAAGACUAUCAGACCACACUGGGGGCCAGCAUCCUCUCUAAGAUCAUCAUAUUGGAUGACACGACUUUGAAGCUACAGAUCUGGGACACAGGCGGACAGGAGCGCUUCCGCUCCAUGGUGUCCACAUUCUACAAAGGCUCUGAUGGCUGCAUCCUGGCUUUUGAUGUCACUGACCUGGAGUCUUUUGAAGCCCUGGAAACCUGGCGGGGUGAUGUUCUGGCCAAAACCAUUCCGAUGGAGCAGUCCUACCCCAUGGUGGUGCUGGGGAACAAGAUCGAUCUGGCAGACCGUCAGGUGCCGCAGGAGGUAGCCCAAGGCUGGUGUAAAGAGAAGGACAUUCCCUAUUUUGAAGUCAGUGCCAAGAAUGACAUCAAUGUGGUACAGGCCUUUGAGAUGCUGGCCGGUCGGGCUCUGUCGAGGUAUCGAAGCAUCUUAGAGAGUUACUUCACAGACUCCAUCAAGCUCUCACCAGAAGACCAGUCCAAGAGCAGAUGCUGUUGACCUUGCAGACUCCGGCUCUGCAUGCCCAGAGGCAGAGCACGCCUAGGGCCUGGUUGUCCCAGGCCCCCACCAGCCUCAUCCCCUGCCCAUGCUCAGCCCAGCAGUCUAGGCUCUGUGGCCAGGGCCCUGAACCCCCUUGCACCUGCCCUGGAUCCAGAACCAGAGGGCAGCCCCGCCUCAGGCUGAGCGUAGUAAAGACAGGACCAGGCCCUUGAGUCCAGAAGAAACUUAGAAUGUCACCGCCACGUCCUGGGGAGUCACAAUUCUCUUGCUGCCGCCAGCCUUCUUGCCACCCACCCUCCCCAAACACACCCCUGCCUCUAGGAUGCCCAUCUCUGCAGACAGGAUGCUGUCUGUUAUAUUCCUCCAUGGACUGGCCGUUCUCGCCCCAUCCACCACCACCUCCCAUCAGAGCCACAGCACAGCUUUGGACAAAGAUGUAGCUCAGCCUCUCUUGUAGCCGAGGCCAGGGAGUGAGGGUCUACUUCAACCUCUGGCGCAGCUGUUCAGGCCUGGCCCUCCGCCCCCCCCCCACCCCGUCUCCCCCCACUUCAGAGUGCAGGACAGAGGGAGCCCAGGAAUACCCUCCAGAGACUGGUGCGUUUCUCCCUGCUGUGCUCAGGCAACUCCUGUAACUCUCUCAGAGCCUGUUUAUUCAUCUGUCAAAUGGGGAUGGCACAUGUUCUGCCUGCCUCGGUGUGGUUUUCAGGACUGGAAGCUCUGCUUAAGUCUCAGUUGCUCUUGUUGAGAUACAUUUACUAUUCUUUCAACAAGUAUUUUUGCGUAUCUACUAUGUAUGAUGCACUGAGGUCCAGUGGCAAACGUAACAGAGACCUUGCUCUCCUGGAUCUGACAUUCUGGUGAAGGAGAGAGGAAAUAAACACUGAACUUAAACAGACA
Phacochoerus africanus (Common warthog) is the source of this 1934-nucleotide messenger RNA. RefSeq names its product RAB7B, member RAS oncogene family (gene RAB7B). NCBI's taxonomy places the organism in Eukaryota, Metazoa, Chordata, Mammalia, Artiodactyla, Suidae. The transcript has 6 exons. Gene Ontology annotation, cellular component: late endosome; phagocytic vesicle; lysosome. Gene Ontology annotation, biological process: endosome to lysosome transport; phagosome-lysosome fusion. The record is from RefSeq and is a predicted model, not a curated record. Gene Ontology annotation, molecular function: GTPase activity; GTP binding. Bases 195 to 1034 code for a protein of 279 amino acids.